Molecule: messenger RNA, 775 nt
Organism: Moneuplotes crassus
Lineage: Eukaryota; Ciliophora; Spirotrichea; Euplotida; Euplotidae
Source: the annotation of a GenBank genome assembly
AUGUCAGCUACUUCAAGAUUAAAGAAAUUUAUAUGUACUGCUCAAGGAUGCAACAAGGAGUAUAGUACAAAGUUUGCUCUGCAACGUCAUUUAUACACACACUCAGGCAUCAAAACCUUUACUUGCAGCUUUUGCCCAAAGAGCUUCUCACUUCAGCAAUAUCUUCAAGAGCAUGAGUUUACUCAUACUAAAGCUAAGCCUUUUGUUUGAGGUAUCGAUGGUUGCAGAGUGGCUUUCAGACAAAGAGGGAAACUUUGACUCCAUCGAAGUACCCAUCCAAGUUACAAGAAAUAAAGACUAUAAAGUUUAUGCAAGAAAAAUCAACGGAAGGAGAUCCCAGCAUAAACCAAAAGAAAUUUUACCAGAAUAUCUUAAGCAAGUUGAAGAGAAAAAAGAGCAUCAACAUCUGUUAAAGGAUCUAAAAAAUUCCCGUACAUUACCGAUCCUUCCACCAGACAGUAUCAGUUCUAUAAACCUCACCAACUAUUGUCUCUGUGAUUUCCAGCUGCCAGCAAAGCAAGCUCCAAGUUCAACAUCGAAUUUGAUUACAUUACCUUCCCCUUCUCCACUUCUCUGUGAGUCUCAAUACUUCUUCCCUGCUUACUGGCAGGAAGAGCAGAAUUGAGAGAGCACAAUUAUUGAAGUAAUAGGGAUGAGCCCUCUGGGCUUCGGAUCUUCUGGCAGAUACUUUUUGUCUGCCAUGGACAUCUAACGCAUACAUUAGGAAUCUAAUUCCACUGGCUCAGGCCUACACUAUUCAAGUACAUCAUUAGAA